CUGCCCCCGCGGCGCUGAGCGGCCCCGGGCCCUUCCCUUGGGGGGACCCCACCCCGGGACCCCCCCCCCCCAAUCCAGGAGCCAUGGCCGGGGCCAUCGCGUCCCGAAUGAGCUUCAGCUCCCUCAAGCGCAAGCAGCCCAAAACCUUCACGGUGCGGGUCGGCACCAUGGACGCCGAGAUGGAGUUCAGCUGCGAGGUGAAGUGGAAAGGGAAGGACUUGUUCGACCUGGUGUGCAGGACGCUGGGGCUCCGGGAAACCUGGUUCUUCGGGCUGCAGUACACCAUCAAGGACACGGUGGCUUGGCUCAAAAUGGACAAGAAGGUUCUGGAUCACGAUGUGCCGACCGAGGAGCCUGUCACCUUCCACUUCCUAGCCAAGUUUUAUCCUGAGAACGCAGAGGAGGAGCUGGUCCAGGAAAUCACACAGCACUUGUUCUUCCUGCAGGUGAAGAAACAGAUUUUGGACGAGAAGAUCUACUGUCCUCCCGAAGCUUCUGUCCUGCUGGCCUCCUACGCCGUCCAAGCCAAGUAUGGGGACUACGAUCCCAACGUCCACAAGCGAGGCUUCCUGGCGCAGGAGGAGUUGCUUCCAAAGCGGGUAAUAAACCUAUACCAGAUGACCCCGGAGAUGUGGGAGGAGAGGAUAACAGCCUGGUAUGCAGAGCACCGAGGCAGAGCAAGAGACGAAGCAGAAAUGGAGUAUUUGAAGAUAGCUCAGGACUUGGAGAUGUAUGGAGUGAACUAUUUUGCAAUUAGGAAUAAAAAGGGCACUGAACUGCUCCUUGGAGUUGACGCCUUGGGUCUUCACAUUUACGACCCAGACAACAGGUUGACCCCCAAAAUCUCCUUCCCGUGGAAUGAGAUCCGGAACAUCUCCUACAGCGAUAAGGAGUUUACGAUUAAGCCGUUGGACAAGAAGAUUGAUGUUUUCAAAUUCAAUUCAUCAAAGCUGCGUGUGAAUAAGCUGAUCCUUCAGCUGUGUAUCGGCAACCACGAUCUCUUCAUGAGGAGGAGGAAGGCAGACUCGUUGGAGGUCCAGCAGAUGAAAGCGCAGGCGAGGGAGGAGAAAGCCAGGAAGCAGAUGGAAAGGCAGCGCCUGGCCCGAGAGAAGCAGAUGAGAGAAGAGGCUGAGAGGACGAGGGAUGAGCUGGAGAGAAGGCUGAUGCAGUUGAAGGAGGAGGCGACGAUGGCCAACGAGGCUCUGAUGAGGUCUGAAGAGACAGCAGACUUGCUGGCUGAGAAGGCUCAGAUCACAGAGGAGGAGGCCAAGCUCCUGGCUCAGAAAGCAGCAGAGGCUGAGCAAGAGAUGCAGCGGAUCAAAGCCACGGCCAUCCGGACGGAGGAGGAGAAGCGGCUGAUGGAACAGAAGGUGCUAGAGGCAGAGAUGUUGGCACUGAAAAUGGCCGAGGAGUCGGAGAGGAGGGCAAAGGAGGCCGAUCAGCUAAAGCAAGACCUUCAGGAGGCUCGGGAGUCUGAGCGGAGAGCAAAGCAGAAGCUUUUGGAGAUCACCAGCAAGUCGUCCUACACGCAGUCCAUGAACUCCAGCACGACAGCGCUGCCCACGGACCUGCCGAGCUUCAACCUCAUCAGCGAGAGCCUGUCCUUCGACUUCAAGGAUACGGACAUGAAGAGGCUGUCCAUGGAAAUUGAGAAAGAGAAGGUGGAGUACAUGGAGAAAAGCAAGCACCUGCAGGAGCAGCUGAACGAGCUGAAGACCGAAAUCGAGGCGCUGAAACUGAAGGAGAGGGAGACAGCCCUGGAUAUAUUGCACAACGAGAACGCCAGCCGAGGCAACAGCAAGCACAACACUAUUAAAAAGCCUCAAGCCCAGGGCAGAAGACCUAUCUGCAUUUGAGACUGCCACCUAGGUUAUUCCGAGCUCACACUACAGAGCACCAAGUCCCGCGUGGCCUUCUUCGAGGAGCUGUAGGACGCCGCCCUCACCGCCCUCCGGCCCCAGUGCCCGCGCCGGGCAUCGCCGCGGCUGCGUCCCGCGUCCCGCCAUCCCGCCCCGGACCGCGACACCUCCACCUCGGCGUGUGCCGACCCUCCUCCUCCCUCCCUGCUUUGGGUUUUUCCAGCCUCUCCUGCCUUUUGCCUUUUUAUUUUUUUCUAUCUUUUUUUUUUUUUCCCUUAUAUUUUGCAGCACGGGGCUGGGGCCGCAGCGGAGGAGCAGGACGGGGGGCUCCUGUUAGCAGCCCCCAGCGGGGGGCUUCUCCUCCUCGUCCUCCUCCUCCUCCUCCUCCUCCUCAUCCGGGAUCCUGGCAGAGAGCAAUCGCGGCCCCAGUUUUGGCUGUGGGGAGGCAGCGGGUGCCCCCUGGGCCCCACCGAGGUGCCCCCACCUCUGUGCCUUUUGCCUGGGUGCUGCAGCCCCAGCUCCGUGCCCUCCCGAUCCCCCAGCAGCUCACCCCGCACCCUGCCCCUUCCCCAUGGGGGGAGCAGGACCAGGAGCCCCCAAACACACGCAGGGACCCCGCCCCCCCAUCUCCUCCACAGCCCCCCAGCUGCUGCUCCCCCCACGCCUGACUCCUGGCCACCUCCAGCCCUGCCUCCCUGUGCAAACUGGGGGUCCCGUCCCCAAAACAGUGGGGGUCUUGUCCCCAAAACACACCCCAGGUCCCAACCCUGGCCACCCGCACUGCGCCUGCCCCACAAAAAGCCCCUGAGCGAGGUCCCUGGCGCAUCCCUGUGGCUCCAGCCCCGCUCCUGCCCCUCUGUGGGGAUCUGGGGGGCUCCCAGCGCCCCAAUUCCUCCCUCACCCCCCAAGGAUGGAGGCGCAGCCCCCCCGGGCAGAGCGUGCCCCAAACCCUCUUUAUUUAGCAUCUUGCUGCCUUGUGGCGACCCUGCACGAUGCGCGUCUGCGGUUCGGAUGGGUUUGGGUUUGGGUUUGGGUUUGGGUUUGGGUUUGGGUUUGGCCGUGGCACAGCGUUUUUCUAUCCCCGUGGAUCGUUGUACUCCGAAGAAAUAACGUUUUUUUU
Molecule: messenger RNA, 2979 nt
Organism: Anas platyrhynchos (mallard)
Lineage: Eukaryota; Metazoa; Chordata; Aves; Anseriformes; Anatidae
Gene: NF2
Product: NF2, moesin-ezrin-radixin like (MERLIN) tumor suppressor
Cellular component (GO): cytoskeleton
Molecular function (GO): actin binding
Source: RefSeq, a predicted model, not a curated record